This is a messenger RNA of Symbiodinium sp. CCMP2456, 2256 nucleotides long. The record is from the annotation of a GenBank genome assembly. NCBI's taxonomy places the organism in Eukaryota, Dinophyceae, Suessiales, Symbiodiniaceae.
AUGAAGGAGCUUUGGUCUAUAGAGUCGACAGAGCCCUUGAAGUCGAUCUUGUCUGUAAACUUUGUGUGGUCUGAAGUAGAGCAUGAAGUUGAAGAGGCUUCGAAUGCGGAGGAGACUUCCCCAUCUCCUUGGUCGGUUGUGGUCGUGGGCCUCAACCGGAAGGAUGUUCAGCAUGCCGAAGACGAAGCCCUGGCGGUCGCAGAAACCGUCCGAAAGUACGGACUCUGCCGCAAUCCCAUCGUCUGUGUCGGCCGUAAAGCUGCAUCUAAGACACAGAUCCGGGAAGCUUUAUGGAAGGCUGCGAGCUCCUCCGCGUCGAAGCUUCUGUUUUUCUUCGCUGGGCAUGGACAGUCCGACCAGGGCGACAUGACUUUGCUGGAGCCGGCAGAUGCUCCAGAGACUGCCGAUGACCAGGACGACGACGUCUCUUCCUGGGUUGCUUUGGAGGAUGAAGUUUGGUGCGCCGUGAACGGGCGUGGUUUUCAACACCUGACUGUUGUGACCAUUUAUGCGAUCUGCCGCGCACAAGCGUAUCCAGCCAAUCUUCCCGCUGAUCCUGUGGACCCUUUUCCGUCACAAGACAAGAGCAUAACUUUCUGCGACGUUUACCUCUGCAAGCAUGACGAGAUGCUCAACGACGUUCAGUACUUUGCGAGCGCUUUUGAGUUCUACAUGUCCUUGGGAAUCCCCGAUCUGCACAGUCUUCUUUACAGGAUCAGAGCAGAUCUUUUUUACUUGACUGUCGGGAAGGUGUCCCUGCAGAUUGUUGGCGUCGAGAAACUUGUGUGGCUAGAGACGAGGGGAAGCUUCAAAGACCCGGAGCCAAAGCUGGAGGAGGGCCGUGAACUCGAGGCCUUGCAACGGCCCAUCUUCUUGUCCCGAUACCUGGACAAGCUGGCGAGCCAAGAGAUGGAAACAAGUUUCCAGGAUACGCGUGCCACCAUGGCGGCCAUCGCGCGACAGCUGAUGAGGCUCCCACAUGACACAGGGCACCUUCGUACCGAAGAGGAGCUGGAAUGUAUUCGUGCCACGAGUUAUCUUGGUGAUGUGUUUCGCUGGCUGAGAGGCCGCGAAAGUCCUCAAGGUCGUGAUGUGACUGUUGGAGACGUACCUCCAAAAUGCCUGCUUGACACGAUAGCGGAAUCCUUGCUGGAGGUCGUACCGGACAGCUCUAAUGACGAGCUCAUAGGCUUUGUCCAGCACUUCAUCGAAGUGAUGCGUGAGUUUACUCGGCGCUACCGCUUGGCCGACCUGCAGACCUGUGAACGAGCCAACAGCGAAUCUGCCGGCAGCGGCAGCAGCGCUGCCGGCAGCACGGGAGCAGUCGCUGCUUGCGUCGGUGUGACGGCAGGGCUUUCUGGUGGUGGUGUUGGCUCGGUCCCACUGGUCUCAACCAAUGCUCGGAGACAUGCAGCUGAGUCAGCUGACACUCGCCCAAGGCGGAGUGUGCGCUACGUCUUCAGGGUUCCAAGAGUCGAGAAUGUGUCUGAAGCGGACAAACAAGAACUGUCCGAAUACAUUUGUUGCGUGCUGAAACAGCUGAACAUCCCCGUUCAACAGGUCUGUUUCAUGCGCGGGAGCCUGCUGAUCUUGCUCGUGACCCCAUGCCCUGUCGAUCGGACCCAGCUGCACUCCUUCCAGGGAAAGCUUGAGGAAUGGACAUGGCGGAGGAUGGAACUGCAUGCCCCUCAUUGGCGUCGGGCGGGCCGUCCCUACUACAUGGACUUUACGGAUCUUCCUGGGAACCAGAAGCAGCUGGCGUUCGAAAUGCUGCCCUUCUUUCAGACAGCUGCCCUACCGAUUGCCUGGAUGAGGGCAGAGGAUGUUCGCAAGUUUGCAGCGGACAGACUUGGCAUCAAGCCUUCAGCAGUGAGCGUUUUUGAAGAUGAGGUGCAACGAGGCGUGGGACAGUGGUUGCAUGGAACCGGUCGUGUACAUGUGGUGGUGGCUAGAUCGGACUGGCAUGACCUUUUAAAUCGAGAACCAGCGCAGUCGCGCGAACUGCUGAUGCAGCAAACUCACCGCAGCUGGGGUCAGGGAUCAUUUGGAGACGACCUGGAAUUUCAAGCGGGUGCAGUUAUUUUGUGCGGGUGGCUGGCGAAGACGAACCCCUCUGUCCCCGACAGGAUGUCACGACUCGGUGGCGUGUGUCGAGCUCGGACACCGAGACAGUUUCUCGGAGAGGUGUGCAUCCUCGAAGCCAGAACUAUGCAGAGAGCUCGUAGAUUCUCCGAGCGGCUUCUCAGUACCCGUUGA